Molecule: messenger RNA, 720 nt
Organism: Penicillium macrosclerotiorum
Lineage: Eukaryota; Fungi; Ascomycota; Eurotiomycetes; Eurotiales; Aspergillaceae
Product: putative 6-hexanolactone hydrolase
Exons: 1
Coding region: 1-720 (239 amino acids)
Molecular function (GO): hydrolase activity
Source: RefSeq, a predicted model, not a curated record
AUGGUGCGCAUCACUUUCGUCCCCCAGAACUUCGCGAAUUCCGAUGUACGCCGGUAUAGCAGAAUUCGCACACCAGCAGGAAGCCAUUCCAGGAAAGCUAAUCUCGCACUCUGCAAAACAGGAGGCGGCUUCGCUAUGGCUGCUGGUCCCUCUCACUUCGACUUCUGGUUGGAUUUGCUGCAGGUCGUCAACAGCAACGGCCACGAUAUCGCCGUGUUCUUCCCACGCUACACGCUCACCCCACACGCCGUCUAUCCGAUCCAGCUGCAGCAAGCUGUCGGCGCGCUGCGCUACAUCCUGACAGAGACAGACCGGGCCCCAGCGAACGUGAUUGUUGGCGGCGACUCGGCCGGCGGCAAUCUGGCAAUGGCUGUGCUGCUGCAUCUGUCACAUCCGCACCCGGAAAUCGAGCCGGUGGCCUUGUCUGGGCCGCUGGCGGGCGUAUUCGGGUUCGCACCGUGGAUUAAUUUCAGUCAUGACUGGUCAUCUUUUAAGGAUAAUGCAUACAAGGAUGUCGUCACAGAACGCUGUUUAAGGAGGUGGUCAUCGGCUUAUCUAGAUGGUCGACCGGGAGAUAGCUGGAGCGAGCCAGAAAAAGCACCAGUAGAGUGGUGGAAAGACUCGAAGACCGAGCAAAUCUUGUUGCUGGCGGGUGGAGAUGAGAUGCUGUUAGGGCCGAUUGAGUUCUUCGCAAAGAAAGUGAAGGUAUGCAGGUCUUAG